Messenger RNA from Prorocentrum cordatum, 1920 nucleotides. The record is from the annotation of a GenBank genome assembly. NCBI's taxonomy places the organism in Eukaryota, Dinophyceae, Prorocentrales, Prorocentraceae.
CCUCCGUCUUCCAGAGAGUAUUGUUGCGUGGCCGUCAUAGCGCCGCAUUGAAUUCUCAGUACCAAUGCCACUGAUAAUCUUCACUUGGGCGGUGCACAUUCGAUGCAGUUCGCAUCACAUAAGUAGCGGUUCUCGUUCAAGCCAUUGUUGUAUGCAAAUCGUUUCAUUCGCGCGUAGGCGGCAAUAUCUUCCUGCUUAGGCCUGGUUCAAGUCCUCGUCUAGCGAUGUCACCUCGCCUCUCCAUCUUCGCAGUGGCCGCGCUGAGCUCGCUGCCAGGGCGGGGAGGCGGCGGUGCCGAAGCAGGCCGUUUCUUCUCCUGGGAGGACCAGGGGCCGCCGGGUGGCGCGUGGUCCAAGGGGCCGCCAGAGGCAGAAGCAGCGUGGGGCAAAGGCUCCGCGGCACGCCCCAGGGGGGCAGGCAGAGGUGGCGGGCCCAUCUCGGAGGGCUCUCGGACGACCUCCCCCGGCCUUUUGAGGAGCCUCCCGAGCCUGCUCCGCAGCUGCACAGGGCCCCUCGGCAGGCCGCAGGGCUCCCGAGGAGCUCCGCCGCCCUCGGAGAAGGCCUGCCCCCUCUCGCCCUCCCCCCCUCGGCGCGCCGCCGUCAGGCCCAGCGAGGAGCACGAGCGAGCCAGACAAGGUGGGAGGGGCGUGGGGCAGCGGCCCACCGAAGAGCAUCACCGAGCCGGCGCGCACGGGAGGAUCGUGGGCGAAGGGCCCGCCCAUCAGCGUGAGCGAGCCAGCCAAGCAAGAGCCCGCGCUCUCGAGGGGGAAGUCAAGCUUGAACGUGAUGACGUGGAACGUCGAGAACUUGAAGUCAGAUGGAGGGCCCCACCAGACUUGGAACGUACAUUACUGCCGCUCUUCGGCAGUUUGUCGCAACGUACAAGCCUGACGUCGUUUUGCUGCAGGAGGUCGAGAGCUGCGAUCUGGUGGCGCGCGCUUUGCCAGAUUGGUCGUGCGUUGGCAGCGUCGUCCCCGAGCACGUGGAGAGCAACUUGCCUAACGUUGUCCUCGGGAACGUCAUUCUGUAUAGCACCAGGCUGUUUAUCGGGUCGACACCGAAUAGGGUCCUCACAACCGGUUACAGGGAGGCUGCUCGGCGGACGGACAAGUCUGGAAAGAGCCUCUUCGACCACCACGGGGAGGAGUGCUCGUGGGCAGAGUACAAUGGCUGCAAGAAUCCUUUUGCCGAUAUGCCGAGUGCGACCUCGGUCAAGCUCUUCCUGCGCGACGGCGAGUGGGCCGCUGCAGUUCGGGACAUGUUCCCCGCGGGCCUCAGAGCCGUGAGCGUGCACCUCUUCGCAGGCGGGCGGCAUGGUGGCCUGUCAGAGGCAGGCAAGGCCCGCCGGCGCCGAUUUCAGCUGCGGUCUCUGAUGGCGCUCGUGGACCACUGGAACGCCCAAGACGCGGCGGGGAGCCGAGGCGCGAGCGUACCUGUCACGAUCUACGCUGGCGAUUUCAACACUCGCAGGAAGCACGAGCUUCAGGAGAUAGCCGCGCCUGCCGAAGAUUACGGGAUGCGGCUGUGGUGCCCUGCGGAUGGCGGCUGGUGCGACAACACGCUGUCGAAGCACAAGACCCACAAGGCUGGCACGCUGGACCAUGUGACCAUCGACGUUCGGCGGGAAUCCGCAGCAUCCGUGGGGAAGUCCUGGAGGCCUCGCGCGGCGCGCCACAGUUCUACGAUCUGGCCUGCACGUCCGCCCCGUCAGAUGUGGGACGAAGUCUGCGCGGCGAUGCGCCGACGUUCGCCUUCAACGCCCCGGGCCUUCCCGAGCUGCCCGUCCCGCGAAGCGGAGCGGCACGCUGUCUGCUCGCAAGGCACAGCGUGUCGCCAGGGCCACCACGGUGCGACGCUGAGCAAAAGCUCUUGGCCGCAAGUCCGACGCAAAAUUGCAACGUGAACCCUGCGUACAUCCGA